AUUGAUGUCAAGUUCCCCAUCCUAAAGUGGAAAGACAAUGACUUGAGUAGGGACGAUCGAGAUUUUUCAAGACUCGCGUUGAAGACUACUUCAAGAAUCCAGAGAUAAAUCUCAAGGUCAAGUUCAAGCCCCUCAUAUCCGACAAGGUUACAAAAGGGAUGAUCAAUACCAUCAAUGAUCUUCAUACCCCCCCAAGAUGACACUCAUAUAUCCGAUAAAUGCCACAACUAUGGCCAGUCGGGUCACCUCCAGAAGCAAUGCUGCCAGGAGCUGAAGUGUCAGAACUGCGGUGGCUCCUUUCACACGCCUAAUACAUGCCCCCAACCGAAGGUCCCGAGAUGCUUCAUUUGUAAAAGCGCCGAGCACACAAGAAACGAGUGCCCAAACUGCGAAAUUUGUCACGAAGAGGGACAUCGCAAGUCAGAGUGCGUUUCAGGUACCAAAUGCAACCACUGCCAGCAACCGGGCCAUAAAGCGAAAAAUUGCCCUAAUCGCAGCAUUACCUACAGAAACUGCGGGAAGGAGGGGCAUCUUGUGGCAAGCUGCAACCAUUGCAAUCAUUGCAACACUAAUGGCCAUACAACGAGAAGAUGCCCGGACCAGCAAACCUGCAAGAUCUGCCAGCAAUCCGGCCAUAUGAAAUCGGGCUGCCCCAGUCGGAAAUGCACUUUCUGCAGCAAUUUGGGACACUCGCAGGGGGAAUGCCCCGAGCAGAGGAUCGACGACGAGAUCACCUACAUUCCAACUAACAUGAGUUUCCAACCGUCUGCACGUGUGAAGCAGAAUUUGAAUAAGCAGGAUCCCGCUGCCGAGCCUUCAGCUCGUGCUGGAUUGAUCGCCGACAUGAACAUGACCGUCAGCGAAGCCGAUCGUCCCAAAGGAUUUGCACCGGUGUUGCCUGACAACAGCACCACUGACGUUGAGAACUCGAACGGCAAUGCGGGCGGUGGUUGGGAUGGUAAUGCGGGCAGUGGCACUCUAGAUCAAGGCAACGAGGAAAUUGGUAGUAAUAGCGAUAGUCACUGGGAGAACACUGCCAGCAAUGGUAGUCUGGAUGCAGGCGACUUGGGUCAGGAUGGCUCGUGGUGAUUUCGGCCAGCAAUGUCAAACUAGAACUGGCAUAGGAGGAAUAUCUCUGGGCGAGCCAAAGGCCAACAUGGAGCUCGCAUAUGGUAAAUGAAA
Lasiosphaeria miniovina is the source of this 1182-nucleotide messenger RNA. RefSeq lists its product as uncharacterized. The transcript has a single exon. Bases 175 to 1089 code for a protein of 304 amino acids. NCBI's taxonomy places the organism in Eukaryota, Fungi, Ascomycota, Sordariomycetes, Sordariales, Lasiosphaeriaceae. The record is from RefSeq and is a predicted model, not a curated record. Gene Ontology annotation, molecular function: nucleic acid binding; zinc ion binding.